This is a messenger RNA of Agrilus planipennis (emerald ash borer), 1843 nucleotides long. RefSeq names its product hexosaminidase D-like. Gene Ontology annotation, molecular function: hexosaminidase activity. The record is from RefSeq and is a predicted model, not a curated record. NCBI's taxonomy places the organism in Eukaryota, Metazoa, Arthropoda, Insecta, Coleoptera, Buprestidae. The transcript is spliced from 2 exons. Bases 97 to 1755 code for a protein of 552 amino acids.
UUUCUUAUCUUACUUAAAACCAACACAUUCUUGUAAUGUAUUUAAUGACAAGUAUUUAAAUAAAUAUUUUAUACAUAUUAAACAGUGUCACGUAAAAUGAAUCGAAACAGACAAAAGGGGAAGUUUAAACUUCUAGAUAAAUACAAAGCAAUUACCUUCUUUUGGUUGUGUAGUAUUAUACUUUGCUCUAUUUGGUAUGGCUUUGUGACUCACAAAAAUAGUACUUACUAUAAAAUAGAGUCAGAGAUUGCUGACGAAAACCGAAUCACAGACGCAAAUAGCAAAGAAAAUACCGACUACGGAGACGUAGAAGUAAACAAUUUCAUGGGAUUAAAAAUUGUCCAUUUGGAUUUGAAAGGAGCACCUCCAAAAAUAAGUUAUUUUAAACAAUUGUUUCCGCUCUUGGCAAGUUUAGGCGCCACUGGACUACUGAUAGAAUAUGAAGAUAUGUUCCCUUACUAUAAAACACUAGCUAACGUGAGCAGUCUCGAGGCAUACUCAUUAAAAGAAAUCGAAACAGUAAAUAAACUCGCGCAAUUAUCGAAUUUAUUAAUCAUACCGUUGAUUCCAACCAUUGGUCAUUUAGGUUUUAUUUUAAAGUUAGAAGAGUUUAAGUCACUUCGGGCAAUUCCCGAAUACCCCCACGUAAUUUGUCCCAAUAACAAAAAAUCAUUCGCAAUUAUAUUUGCCAUGAUUGAUCAGAUUAUCAAAGCGCAUCCGAGAAUUCAAAUGAUUCACAUAGGGGCUAAUGAGGUGCAUUACAUAGCACAAUGUGGUACAGAAGACGACAGUUACCCAAUAAAAAACACAAAAUACCAAAUAUUUUUAACACACAUGACGACAAUUGCACGAUACAUCCGCAAAAAAUAUUCCAAUUUACGAAUCCUAAUGUAUGACGAUCAACUGAGAAACAUUUCGCCUGAUGAAUUAAAAUUAAGUGAAAUAAGCAGUUUGGUAGAGCCCGUGGUGUGGAAAUAUUCAACCGACGUUUACACCGAUUUAGGACCGAGUUUAUGGCACAUGUACAAAAAUAUAUUUCCAAAACUUUGGAUAAGUAGCGCUUUUAAGGGGGCAACGGGAAGUAAUAAAUACCUUACGGAAGUAACGCAUCAUUUAGAAAACCACAGGUCGUGGCUGUAUAUUAUAUCUGAAUUGAAAGAGAAAACCAAGUUGGAAGGCAUCAUUCUGACAGGAAGACAACGUUACGAUCACUUUUCCGUCCUUUGUGAGCUCCUUCCUGUAAGUCUUCCAUCUUUGGCUUUAUGUUUAAGACUUCUGCAAGGCUAUGACGAUUCUCCCCUCAGUCCUCCGACCGAAGUAGCGAAAUUACUCGAGUGUGAGCAACCUUACGGUCUUUUAGGUCCUGCAUUCGGUACUCCUAGAUGUUCUUACCCAGGAGGUGACAUUCUAGAAAGCAUAUUACGAUUUCAUCAAAUACAACAAGAUUUUGAAAACAUUAUUCAAAAUGACAGAUACAAAGGGUGGAUGAACGAUUAUAAUUUUAAAUUUUCAUUCUCAAACCCCCGAAUCGUCGAAACACUUUUUAAUCAUUUACAAAGACUGUCCUUUGAUUUGACUGAAGUUGAUGAAGAAAUUUCGCACGCUUUAGAGAAAAUUUACUACAAUUCCACCGUUGAAGAGUGGAGAACGAGUUUUUUAUUACCUCUAGCGAAUAGGAUUAAUGAAAUAUUGAAGAAAAAAAGUCAUUUAUUAUCAUCAACCCAUUGGCCUCGAAAACCCUUUUAUCAUCGAUAAAUAUUUAACAUAAAUUUGUAUCAAGGGAUUAUGAAAAUGUAUUACUUUAAAUUCAAAAUAGUUUUUAUUUACAGUAUCUGAGUUAUUU